AUGCAGGCACCCGAUUGGUGGCGCGACACAGUCGUAUACCAAAUCUAUCCUGUGUCAUUCAAAGACACUACUGGGAAUGGAAAAGGCGACCUCAAUGGCAUCACGUCCAAGUUACUGUAUCUCAAGGAUCUCGGUGUUGAAGUAGUAUGGCUAUCUCCAGUAUAUGCAUCACCAAUGGUUGAUAUGGGAUACGACAUCUCCAACUAUCGAGAGAUACAUCCGGACUUUGGCUCUAUGGCAGACUGGGAGCGCAUGGUGGAAGAAGCCCAUCGGAUAGGAUUAAAGGUCGUCAUGGAUCUAGUCGUCAACCAUACCUCAGAUCAGCAUGAAUGGUUUCAGGAUGCCAAAAAUGGGGGUUCAAAAAAAGAUUGGUAUAUAUGGCGGGGGAAGAACAAAGAAGGAAAGGAGCCCAACAAUUGGGGCGCCAUCUUCGGUGGCUCAUGCUGGGAAUGGAACGACAAAGUGCAGGAGUACUAUCUUCAUGUCUUCGACGUCUCGCAACCUGACCUCAACUGGGAAAACCCUGUGGUCCGAGAGGCUGUAUGGGACGUCAUGCGCUUUUGGCUAGAUAAAGGCUGCGAUGGGUUCAGAAUGGAUGUCAUCAACUGCAUCUCCAAGACACCGGGGUUUCCAGAUGCACCCGUCACUGAUCCUCAAAAUCCUUAUCAAUACGGCUUAAUCCAUCGUUUCAACGGACCAAAAGUAGCAGACUAUUUACUUGAGAUGCACGAAAAGGUCCUUCGAUACUAUCCCAAUGCGUUCACGGUUGGAGAGGCGCCAGGAGUCAAGAGCGCAGAGCAAGCACUGCCACUGGUUAAAAACGGCGUUCCUCUUCAGAUGCUCUUCCACUUUGAACACAUGUACAUCGAUCACCAGCCUGGCAAAACGUGCUUCAACUACAAGCCAUGGAAACUCACUGAAUUGAAGGAUGUUCUCGGAAGGUUUAUGGAGUUCAAUCAAGCUAAUGGUGGGUGGGAUGGCCUGUACUUGGAGAAUCAUGAUCAGCCACGGAUUGUUAGUCGAUGGGCAAAUGACGGCUUAUAUCGCGAUGUAUCUGCCAAGAUGUUGGCGCUCUUCCACGCCACAGGUAGAGGCACCCUGUUUCUCUACCAAGGGCAAGAAAUCGGCAUGGCCAAUCCGGCCUCUUGGGAUUUCGAUGAGCUCCGAGAUUUGGAGGAAAUACAGUAUUAUGAAGCUGUUCAGGCUAAGAAUGGAGAUAUCCAAGAUGCUCUGAAGCAAAUCCAGCGAAUUGGACGAGACAACUCACGGACACCGAUGCAGUGGAAUGCGCAUACGAACGCAGGGUUUACUUCCGGCACGCCUUGGAUCAAAGUGAACCAAGACUACAAAGAAUGGAAUGUUGAAACACAAUCGACAAGCUCUGGUAUGAGCGUGCUCAAAUUCUGGAAGCUUGUGCUCAAGACCAGAAAAGAGCACCCUGGCCUAAUUCGUGGCAAAUUUGAAAUGGUCGACUAUGAGAACGAGAACGUCUACGCCUACACUAGGACAGACGCUGCAGGACAAUACCUAAUUGUUUGUUCGUUUUCUGAAAAGCAAGUGGAAUGGAAGUGUCCAGUAGCUCGUGGCAGCUUAUUGCUUGGGAACUACGUGGAGAAAGAUAGCGAGACGGGGGAUUUAUUGAUUUUGCAGCCGUACGAAGGGCGAGUGUAUUGUCUGCCGACAAAUUAG
Molecule: messenger RNA, 1689 nt
Organism: Trichoderma breve
Lineage: Eukaryota; Fungi; Ascomycota; Sordariomycetes; Hypocreales; Hypocreaceae
Product: alpha amylase, catalytic domain-containing protein
Exons: 2
Coding region: 1-1689 (562 amino acids)
Biological process (GO): oligosaccharide catabolic process
Molecular function (GO): alpha-amylase activity
Source: RefSeq, a predicted model, not a curated record